Acaulospora colombiana is the source of this 174-nucleotide messenger RNA. The record is from the annotation of a GenBank genome assembly. NCBI's taxonomy places the organism in Eukaryota, Fungi, Glomeromycota, Glomeromycetes, Diversisporales, Acaulosporaceae.
GGUCCAAGGUUGUUGCCCCACCUGCACCCACCAAACAUGAGAAAUUUCUCUAAUGGCAAGGAUGUAAGAGCUCGAGAUAUCAAGAAAGGAGACGAGGAUUUUAUGACUGCCGAUGAAUAUCUCUCUUACUGGCCUAUCAAAGAGAAACUCGAUGAGACCGAUACCCCGCUGUAG